CUGUAUCAAUUAAUUCGCAUAGUAAAUCAAAAAUCAAUAAUAACACCAAACAAAUCAAUCCAAAAUUCACCAAAAAUGCCUACGAACUCCUCACCAUUCGCCGAAGCGAAGAUCCCGGAGCAGAAGAGCCACGGCGGAGUUAUAUUCCCCGCCGUGUUAACUCCUGCUGCCGCAGCGGCCGCUUUGACAGCGGCCGUUAAGGAGCAGAGGCCGUGGCUGGACUCGCUUCUCCACAAACACGGGGCGAUUUUGUUCCGUGGAUUUGAUUCGAUAGCCACGGCCUCCGACUUCAACGACGUCGUCGAAGCUUUCGGGUACGAGGAGCUGCCGUAUGUCGGCGGCGCCGCCCCCAGGACUAACGUCGUCGGCCGUGUCUUCACCGCUAAUGAAUCGCCGCCGGAUCAGAAAAUCCCUUUCCACCAUGAAAUGGCUCAGGUGCCAAAGUACCCUACAAAGCUGUUUUUCUUCUGCGAAACAGAGCCCGUCUCCGGCGGAGAAACGCCAAUCGUUCCUAGUCACGUCGUAUACGAAAGAAUGAAAGAGAAACACCCGGAGUUCGUGGACAAGUUAGAGAAGCAUGGCGUGAUUUACACACGAGUUCUUGGGGAGGAGGAUGACCCUUCCUCCCCAAUCGGCCGUGGAUGGAAAUCUACGUUUAUGACCGCAGAUAAGGCCGUGGCCGAGGAAAGGGCAGCAAAGCUUAACAUGAAGGUGGAGUGGACAGAGGACGGGGCGAAGACGAUAAUGGGGCCGAUCCCGGCCAUCAAGGAGGACGAGACGAGGCAGCAGCGGAAGACGUGGUUCAAUAGCAUGGUGGCUGCCUACACGGGGUGGGAGGACAAGCGAAACGAUCCAAAGAAGGCAGUGAUUUUUGGCAGCGGAGAGCCGUUGCCAGAUCACAUAAUCUACGAUUGCCUGAGGAUCUUGGAGGAGGAAAGCGUCGCUAUUCCGUGGCGAAAAGGCGACGUGUUGUUGAUCGAUAAUCUGGCUGUUCUUCACGCUCGAAAGCCGUUCACCCCUCCUCGUAGGAUUUUGGCUUCUCUAUGCAAAUGAUCAGAAGAAUAAAAUGUGGAUGAUGUUCUUUGUGGUAUCCAUGAAGAUUUGGUAGUUGAGUAGUGUGUAUUUGCAAGUAUAAUAAUAAAUUUUUUCGAUUUUUAGUUGGAAAAUGUAGUAGCUUUGAUAGUGAAUUUAGAUUUAUGUGAUAAAGGCUACUAAAUUGAUGGAAUGUGAUAUGAUCUAUGAGAUAUCGUUGGUUGUUUAA
Messenger RNA from Salvia splendens (bonfire salvia), 1261 nucleotides. Its product is annotated as clavaminate synthase-like protein At3g21360. NCBI's taxonomy places the organism in Eukaryota, Viridiplantae, Streptophyta, Magnoliopsida, Lamiales, Lamiaceae. The record is from RefSeq and is a predicted model, not a curated record. Gene Ontology annotation, molecular function: oxidoreductase activity. The transcript has 3 exons. Bases 76 to 1053 code for a protein of 325 amino acids.